UAUACUGUAAACCCCGCGUGUACGUUAGAGAGUAGGAGCACCGGAACGAGGAGUGUGGUGUGGGGGCGGACAUUUCGAAGCCCAACCUCUUCAAAGUUCCAACUGCACUAACCAACCAAGCUCGCUCACAAUAAAACGCCAUUUCCCUCUUCUCGAUUUUGCCUCCGUAAUUCCCUAUAUAUCCCCCCUCUUUUGUCUCGAUUCCUUCAUUUCCUCCUUCGUUUUCGUUUCCUCCUCUCGUUUUCGAUUCCCUUCGUUUUGAUUCGGUUUCGCUUCCAUGGAGUCUGCCGCUCUUCUCCGCUCCUUUCACUGUUCUGUUGGAACUACUUCACACGUGUGCUCUUCACUUGAGAAGCCUAGUCUGGUACGCGUAUUAUAUAAUGCUAGCUGGGCUAUUUCAAGGAAAUCAUCCAUUCAAGGAUCAACAAUUAGUGGGAAGCCCUUUGUUUCAUCAACGAAGUGGAAGGGAAUGGUUGUAUCAUCUGUGAAGACAUCUGAAGCUACAGAAACAUCCAAGUCGGAUGGCUCAUUGGAGAAGAAGGCUCCACUCAGUGCUACUUUUCCCAAUGGAUUUGAGGCAUUAGUACUAGAAGUCUGUGACGAGACAGAAGUUGCUGAGCUGAAACUAAAGGUUGGAGAUUUUGAAAUGCAUCUGAAGCGGAACAUUGGAGCCACAACAGCUCCUAUGUCCGGAAUGUCACCAAGUACACCACCACCUGUUCCGACUAAACCCAUGGUUGAAUCAGCACCUGUUGCCCCACCACCAUCACCAUCAAAAGCUCCUAGUCCAUUUACAAAUGUGCCUGUGGAGAAGUCUUCGAAGUUAGCAGCAUUAGAGGCUUCUGGAUCAAGUGGAUAUGUCCUAGUAUCAUCCCCAACGGUUGGCUCAUUUAGAAGGGGCAGAACAGUGAAAGGGAAGAAGCAACCUCCUAUCUGUAAAGAGGGCAAUGUAAUAAAGGAAGGACAAGUAAUUGGAUAUUUGGAUCAGUUUGGCACUGAACUUCCUGUGAAGUCAGAUAAGGCUGGAGAAAUUUUAAAGAUCCUCUUUGAUGAUGGAGAAGCUGUUGGUUACGGAGAUCCUCUUAUUGCUCUCUUGCCAUCGUUUCAUGGUAUCAAAUGAGCUCUCCCCAAUCCAUGGGUAUUCCCAGAUAAUCAUUAUUGUUGGAGAGGUGUGAGGCUUGAAGUUUUUAUUUUAUUUUUGUUUUUCCUGGAGUCAUGUUAUUCGUUCCAUCUUUUGCCUCUUUACCUCCCUCGUCUGAAGUAGGGGACGCUAGUGUAGUAGGUCCUGUGUUCUUGAUAUUUCUUGCAGUUGAAUUGGCUGUAGAUUGGGGAAGAAUUGUUUUAAGCAUUAUAUAUUGAGAAAUGGUUUGUUCUGUCA
Messenger RNA from Carya illinoinensis, 1378 nucleotides. Its product is annotated as biotin carboxyl carrier protein of acetyl-CoA carboxylase-like. Lineage: Eukaryota; Viridiplantae; Streptophyta; Magnoliopsida; Fagales; Juglandaceae. The transcript has 9 exons. Bases 278 to 1120 code for a protein of 280 amino acids. The record is from RefSeq and is a predicted model, not a curated record.